Molecule: messenger RNA, 402 nt
Organism: Sclerotinia sclerotiorum 1980 UF-70
Lineage: Eukaryota; Fungi; Ascomycota; Leotiomycetes; Helotiales; Sclerotiniaceae
Exons: 2
Coding region: 1-402 (133 amino acids)
Biological process (GO): protein stabilization; negative regulation of apoptotic process
Source: RefSeq, a predicted model, not a curated record
AUGUCCGAAGCUCAACCUCCUACAGUAGUCGAAGGUGCAACCACAGGCGAUGUAGAUGAUGAAAUCCCUCAAGUAGCCAAGUCGGCAGAAGAUCGGAAAGCAGCUGCUGCUCUUUCCUCCCUCGAUGCUCCGCGUGAAGAUGAUUCUACUGCAACAAAACAGAUAGAUCAAGAGGCUGUGCGGAAAGCUAUGGAUAGGUUGGCAGGCGCUACAAAUGGAACCGUUGCAAAGAAGGGAGAUGAGAAAAAGGUUGUGAAGAAGAUAGUGAAAGUUGAAGCAGCCGAUGUUACUUUAUUGGUUGAGGGACUCGAAUUGACAAAGAUCAAGGCCACAGAGUUAUUGAAGGCUCAUGAUGGUGAUGCUGUGAAAGCAUUAAAAGCAUAUAUUACUCCUGUGGCAUGA